ACUGCCGGGUAAAAAAGGCAAACCCUGCAAUGAGCGGCACACCUUAUAACUCAGAUGCUUGCUUGCAUGGUGGAAAUAUGUUUUUUAUUUUAAGAAACAAAUCUGUGUUAGGCCUGCUUUGUAUAUUACACAGUUUUCUUAUACAGUAUUCAGAGUCUUUUAAUAUUGGGACAGCAGGAGCAAAAAUAUUUAGUGGACCAGUGGAAGAGGAGUUUGGAUAUACUGUGCAACAGUUCAAGAAUUAUCAGGGCAAAUGGCUUUUGGUUGGAUCUCCUUGGAGUGGCUACAAAGCAAACAGGAAAGGGGAUGUUUAUAAGUGUGAAAUCCCUGGAACCAAAACAAACUGUGAGAGAUUCAACUUGCAGAACUCAGUCACCAUUUCAUCUGUCAACAAUAUCAACACCAACAUGAGCCUUGGAUUGACUCUUCUGGCCAAAAAUAAUGGAUUUCUGACCUGCGGUCCUCUCUGGGCACAGCAGUGUGGCAAACAGUAUUUCAUUCCGGGAAUCUGCACGGAGGUGAACGCCCUCUUCAAACCACAGUCUUCAUUUUCUCCUGCCAUCCAGAGUUGUGUAGGUCCAAUGGAUUUAGUGAUUGUCUUGGAUGGAUCAAAUAGCAUUUGGCCAUGGGAACCGGUGUUAGAAUUUCUUAAUGAACUGUUGAAGAGUGUAGAUUUUGGUCCGUCUGGCACUCAGGUGAGUGUCGUUCAGUAUGCAGUAGUCUCAGCUUUUGAAUUCCGAUUUAAUACAUACAAAACCAAGGAUGAGAUGUUGGCUGCUGCAAAAAAAAUAAAGCAAAUGGAGGGUACUUUAACAAACACAUUCCAUGCUAUUGAUUUCGCAAGGACAGAAGCUUUCUUGCCUGAGAACGGAGGCCGGUCUGGGGCAAAUAAAGUAUUGGUGGUGGUGACAGAUGGAGAAUCUCACGAUAGUAGUAUGUUGGAUGAUGUCAUUUUGAAAUGCGAACAGGCCAAGAUCACUCGCUUUGGCAUAGCUGUCCUUGGCUAUUACUUAGAAAAUAACAUGGAUACAACAAAACUGGUUGCAGAAAUCAAGUCAAUUGCCAGUAAUCCGGAAGAAAAACACUUUUUCAGUGUCUCAGAUGAAACGGCUCUUUUAGAGAUUGUAGGAACACUUGGAGAGAGAAUUUUCAACAUUGAAGGGACGGGGAAAGGAGGGGAAAAUUUCCAGAUGGAAAUGUCCCAAGUGGGGUUCAGUGCUCACUAUUCCAGUAAAAAGGAAGUACUGAUGUUGGGUGCUGUUGGAGCAUAUGGAUGGAACGGCACUGUGGUUCACAGAACUGCCCAGAAGCCUCUAAUAUUCCCUAAAAAUGCAUUUGAAAAUGUCUUAGAGGACAGAAACCACAGCUCGUUGCUAGGCUAUGCUGUGACGACACUAGUUGAUGAAAGUGACGAAUACUAUGUUGCUGGAGCACCUCGUUCGAAUCAUACUGGUCAGGUUGUAGUGUAUACCGUAACCAGCGUGGGGCAACCCCUCGUGUUAAAUUCACAAAGAGGACAUCAGAUAGGAUCUUACUUUGGUGGUGUACUGUGUCCUCUGGAUGUGAAUAAAGAUGGCAUUACAGAUCUGUUGCUGGUUGGUGCUCCAAUGUUCAUGAGUGACCAGAAAAAGGAAAUGGGCAAAGUGUACAUAUUCACAGUUACCAAGGGCUUUAUAAGCAGUGAUGGUUUUCUGGAGGGACCUUCCCAAACGGAGAAUGCUCGUUUUGGGAUGGCCAUAGUGUGUGCACAAGACCUUAACCAAGAUGGUUUUAAUGAUGUGGUGGUUGGUGCCCCACUGGAGGAUAACAAUAGGGGCGCAUUGUACAUCUUUAAUGGAAAUCAGAAGUCCAUCAAAAAACAGUACACACAGAAAAUUCUGGGUUCUGAACUGGACCCCAAGUUGCAGUAUUUUGGAAGGUCUGUGAAUGCAGAUGGAGAUUUAAAUGAUGACACACUUCCUGAUGUGUCUGUUGGAACUUAUGGAAAAGUAAUUCAGCUGUGGUCAAGAGGAGUAGCUCGUGUAAAAACAAAUGUCAACUUCUCACCUGACAAAAUCAGCAUCUUUAAUAAACCUUGCACUAUCAAUGGGAGAAAACUGUUCUGUUUCAGCACCAGCACUUGCUUCAGUGCAACAUUUAUGCCCACAACUACAAAGGGUCCUGUGGCAAUCACAUAUAAUCUGACUCUGGACAUGGACUUGCAGUCAUCGCGUGUGAGCUCGCGAGGGCUCUUCAGCACCAACAACGAACGGUUUCUGAGGAGAACCAUCAGUGUUGACAAACAGAAAGUCUGCGAAACACAUGAGGUUUAUGUUCAGGAAGCACCUGACUUUGUGAACUCCCUCAGUCUACGGGUAGAUCUUGGUCUUCAAGACCCAAAGGGCAACCCUGUCUUGGAUGCAUUUAGUCCCACUGCCUCAGAGUUCUAUAUUCCAUUCUCGAAAGACUGUGGUGAUGAUGAUGUGUGUCACAAUGACUUGGUGCUGAAUGUACAGAUGACUGAUGAUUUGCCAAGUGCACUGCUGAUUAUCCAAAAGAACAAAAGAUUUUCCUUAGAUGUAUCCGUGGAGAACAAGAUGGAAAAUGCCUAUAAUGCCCGAGUCAUCACAAGAUACUCUAAAAGUCUGUUCUACGCUUCUGUGUCUAAUCCUAGCGAUGGAACAGAUAUAAAAUGCACUGAUAAGGAUUACACUGUAUCCUGUCAAGUAGGGUACCCUGUCCUCCGAACAGACCAACGGGCAAAGUUUCGGAUCAACUUUGAUUUUAACCUUAACGAGAUGCAGAACAAAAUACACGUGAAUCUGACAGCUGAAAGCGAUGGCAUAGAAGAAACACCUGAAAACAACAAAGCCCUCAUCUCCGUUCCUAUCAUUUAUGACUCUGAAAUCAUUCUGACAAGAGAGACAAGUAUGAACUUCUAUGUCAUUGAAGAUCACAGCACAGUGAAGACAUUGGUGAACAAUAAUGAUGACAUUGGCCCAGAGUUCAACUUCACGCUGAAAGUUUCUACAGGGAAUGUAAAGGUUGGUCUAACCUAUCUCACAGUGUCCCUGCCAGAAUCUACCUGGGUGGGGAACUUCCUCCUGUAUCUGACAGGAGUUCACACAGAGCCUGGCAACACUGUGAGCUGUGAUUUAGGUAGCAUGGUGGAUCCACUGAAGAUCAGGCAGAAGCCCUACACUGUUUCCUUUUCCCAUGAGAGCUUCAGAAGAAUAGAGAGCCUGGACUGUACAAAUGCUAAAUGCACAAAUCUGAAAUGUGUGCUAACGAGUAUGGAGACAAAAAAAGAUUAUUUUGUGCAUGUCACAACGAGGAUCUGGAAUGGAACAUUUGCCUCUUCAACCUUCCAGUCUGUUAAGCUCAUUCUGCAUGCUGAGAUGGAAACUUCACAGCCUGAUCUUCUGAUCCUCAUGCACAAGAAGCUGCCGUUUGAAAUCACAAUCAUCAAGCCUGGGGAGGUUGGGGAGGUACCCAUUGGAAUCAUUGUGGGCAGCGUUAUUGGGGGCCUGCUUUUAUUGGCUGCUGUCGUUUUACUGCUGUGGAAGUUGGGUUUCUUCAAGAAAACAAAGUAUGAUCAGCUGAUGAAAGAAAAUGCAGAUGGAGAGACACAAAAUGGCACCGGAAUGGAGAACCAGGCAUGAGCUGUAAGAUGAUAAACAGGAAUACAUGAAGAGGCAAGUUGUACAAAUGCACUGCUCUGGAAAACAGCGCCAUGUGAAAACUGCUGUUGGACAGAAUUGGACAAGACUGAUGACUACCUAGAUGGAAUUAGGUUACAUCAGCGGUGGACAAACCCAGCCAGCAGCACACAGGGUACAAUUACAGCAUUAUUUCACAAUCAGCUUCCCCACCCAGGGGGCUGAAAUUACAAUACGAACAGUCUAUUUCCUAUACUUGACAAUAUUAUUUUUUUAAACUUCAUAUUCUGUAUUUUGUUUUGUUUUGUUUUAUUUUAUUUAUCUUGGAUAGGUUUUUGAUUUCAGUUUGCUACUUAAAACUAAAUUCUGUUUGGGCAUGCAGUCCCAGCAAGCUUGCACCAACACGCUUUCUAAAUGUACAGCAAGCAUUAUAAUGUGUCGGGAAUUUUUUCAUGGACGAUGGAAAGGUAGGAGGUCGAGGCUUAUUUUACUGUGAAUGAAUGACCCGCAAGGUACAAUCAACUGCACAAAGGCUAAAAUUUGAUUUUACAUACAAGCUAAAUGUAUGUUUGCAGUUACUAAAAGAGAUGCUCUAAUUUAAAAUAUAAAAAUCAUGUUUAGCUGGACCCUGAGGAUUGAGAGAAACGGGGAAGAAAAUCCUCAAAUUUUAAUAAUGACAGUCCCCUUCAAAGUACACAAAUGCAUCUAUGUUCAUAUGAUGAUUAUGAUGGACUUAUUUGCUUCAGUAUUAGCCAUGGGACUUAUUGCACUACCUAAUCAACAGUCAAAUGUAAGCCAUUCAUGAUUUUGAAGUCGAUUUAAAAUGCAUUUACUUUUUCAACGAGUUUUAGUUAAAUGUAUAUAAAAUUAAUUUAAAUUUUAAAAAGCUAUGAGGUUCCAAAGAGAUCUGCUGCCGAGAAAUGGGAAUGUAAGAGAUUGCAGCUUAGAUAUGGUUGCCAUAUAGAAAAUGUAACAAAUAAUUUCAUGCUGCAUAUUAUAUGUUUCGUUUUGUGACGGGAUCAUUAUUCAGGUUUAGUGUUUCUACUAAAAUGCUGUAAUGUACUUUAAAAAAAAAUCAUACAUGUAAAUUGAUUUAACUUGUACUUCGACAGUUACAUUCUUUAAACACCGAUUUUGCUGAAAAUUUGAUUUUCUGAGCAAGUGGACUGGAUGCAAUAAACAUUUUCCUAUGCUUGACUACUGUUUAAAUGCACUCUGCUGCUGUAUACAGCAGUACAGUAUAAUCAUUGUGACUACUAUGUACAGAAUGAUUAAGCAUCUUUAUUUUGCAGCAUAAACAGUAUUUUAUGUCAUGACAGCUACAGGUCUAGGAUUAUACUUUUAAUUGUUUUGAUUUAUUUAAUUGAUUGUUCUGCAUUGGAAAUAUGUUUGAUUUCACCAAAUUUAUGUUUUAAAUGUUUCUACUUUAUUAAAAUCAAGUUUUUCCGUGUCA
Molecule: messenger RNA, 5091 nt
Organism: Brienomyrus brachyistius
Lineage: Eukaryota; Metazoa; Chordata; Actinopteri; Osteoglossiformes; Mormyridae
Gene: itga2.2
Product: integrin, alpha 2 (CD49B, alpha 2 subunit of VLA-2 receptor), tandem duplicate 2
Exons: 31
Coding region: 30-3641 (1203 amino acids)
Biological process (GO): cell-cell adhesion; integrin-mediated signaling pathway; cell-matrix adhesion
Cellular component (GO): integrin complex; external side of plasma membrane
Molecular function (GO): integrin binding
Source: RefSeq, a predicted model, not a curated record